Molecule: messenger RNA, 1395 nt
Organism: Eimeria maxima
Lineage: Eukaryota; Apicomplexa; Conoidasida; Eucoccidiorida; Eimeriidae
Exons: 4
Coding region: 1-1395 (464 amino acids)
Biological process (GO): protein phosphorylation
Molecular function (GO): protein kinase activity; ATP binding
Source: RefSeq, a predicted model, not a curated record
AUGUUGGGGUCAACGGUGCCUCUCGAAACUUUCCCGCCUCCCUUUCCUCUUCCUUCUUCUCUUCCUUCUCCCCUUCCUUCUCCUUUCCCUCCUUUGUCACCAAGAAAACCUUCUGCGCCCCCUCAUCUUCAUUUAAGUGAACAUAAUAAUAAUAAAAUACUUCGGCUGUCUGUAUGUACACCCAAAGAGGAAACAAUAAGUGCAGCAGAAGCAGAAGCUGCAGAAGCAGCAGCAGAAGCAGAAGCUGCAGAAGCAGCAGCAGUAGAAGCAGAGUUGCCGCCUCCACCAGCAAAAGAAGGAAACAGCGAUAAAAGCCCUCCUCCUCCUUCUGCUGAUGCUCCAGAUGCUGCUGCAGUUGCAGCAGCACCUGGAGCAGCAUCUGCAGCAGCAGAUGAAGACGAAAAGAAGAAAACCGGCAUUAUAAAGGGGACUAAAGGGACACAUAUUCCUUAUACAGACAAAGGACUGUUUUAUUUUUCUUCCCCUGAAGGACCUAAAGAACCUGAUUCUCCUUUACAGAAAAAACGAAAGGAAUUCACGGGACUACCUGAUGUGGAUGAGGCAGAAGCAGCGAUGCCUACAGCAGCACUAAGAGGGAAAGCAUUUCUUGCUAAUUGUGUUGCUGUAAGAAAACAAGAAGAGGAGGAGGAAGAAGAAGGAGACCGAUCUGAUGAGGAAGAAACAGUAGCAACAGCAACAGCAGAAGCAGAUCCUGUGCUAGUUGCAGUAUCGAAGUCUUUCUCUGAUGGGAAGAAGGAAGAUAUUAUUGGCUCUGUUGUUACUAUCGAAGAGACAACUCCUUUAGAUGCUUCUUUACCGGUGGGAGCCUCCUCUCGUUCUUUAAGGGUUACUCGUGUAUUAGGGAGGGGAGUAAGUAGUAUAGUAAUAGAAGGAAUAGAUAUAAAAACAGAGGAGGUUUUUGCUAUAAGGGUACAAGUAUUAGAGAGACUUCAGCUGUCGGAGAAACAAACAUGCAAUCUGCUGCAGCAGGCAGCAGCAGCAGAAGAAAGCUGCUUAGUACGUGCAGCAGCAGAUGUAGGUGCUGCUUGUGCAGCGGCAAAGAGAGGGAUAAUGGUACCUCUAUACACUGCAAAGAUGGGGAAGGGAAGUCCUUCUGCAUUCGUAUGGGGGGACUUUGGAUCUAGUGCUCCCUUAGGCGAAGCCCUUGGGGAGCUUACAAGGGUAACCAUGGAUUAUGCAGAGCCGCAGCUGCUGCUAGAUCUAAGUCGCUUUCUUAAUGCGAAGGAUUCUUCUGAUGUUGUAUUUGCUAACAUAAAAAGCGAUCUUUGGUCCUUAGGUGUUGUGCUGUAUGAAUUGUUUACCGAUGGGAAGCUGCCGUAUGCCCUUGCAGGCUUCCCGUUCAAGUUCUUUGUCAGUCGCGCUCCCUUCAUUUAA